GACUGAAGAAUCUUGAAUACACAGAGGAUAUCGAUAUGUCUAAGAACUAUGACAACUGGGAAAAACUUGUCGGAGCUGUUCUUAAGAAAGAGCAGCUCCGGCAAAUUGCUCUGUGUCGUGAUUUAUCGUCUUCUUCUUCUUCUUCAUCAUCGUCGUCUACCUCUAGUUUCAGCUCAACUCGUACUUCUCUGUUUCAUCAUCAAUUUCUUGUUUACAACGGGCGCAUCCCUCCGCCAAUUAAUGUACCCUCAUCCGGCACAACAAUUCAUGGGAAGUGCGUUUUUCUUCCGGUGGAAGCAAGAGAAUUGACAAUAUCCAGUAUAAACUUCCCGGAGAGACACUUCUUAUAUUCAUCUUCUCACUGCAUCAAUUUCAGUUGUUUCGAGGUGGUAGAGGUUGAUUCUGUUUCGUCAGUCGAUAUCCGAGGAAAGAUAAAAACAAGAUUGCUCUCGCCGAGGACAAUUUACGGAGCAUAUCUAUGGUUUAUUAUAACAUCAGCUAAUAAAAAAAUGAUGGGUCUUGAUUCACUAAAGGCCAUGAUCAGAUUUGUGAACACUGAAACGGACGGUGAUGCUGAGACGAGAGAACAGCAGAUUCACGUGCAAACACAUGCCUGCAAUCGAGAGGAAGAAGGUAAACGCGACUCCUCUUCUGGUUCUGAAAAAGAUCUUAGAGGAAGCUUUAAUUCUUCUUCCAACUCCGUCUCUAGAACGUUGGGGCUGUGUGAUUCUUCACCUGCUGAUGCUUGUGCCCCUUGUGGUCUCGAUGAAGCGAGCACAAGGAUGGUGAAGAUGGCACAAAUUCUACCCAACUCAGGAGUUUCAGAACCUGCCCAGAAGGUGUUCGACAAAAUGUCUGAACCAAUUCCGGAAAAAAAAAACAUGCAGCACCUGUCAAAGCUGCAUAUAAUUCUUUUUUUCGCCAAGAAUAGAGUGCCCAAGAACGGAUUCCUGCUCCCCGACUUCCCCGAAAAAGUGGAAGAAGACAUGAUAUUUCAGCCCGAAGAUGAAAGUGAAAUCGAGGAAACAUUCGGCAUUUGUUUAUUGGGCUAUUUUGCUGGGAUUGGAUUUACGGGUUCAUUGGGGAUAUGGAGAAUUAGGGAUUUUAGAAUAGAAAUAGGGGAGGAGAAUGACGUGUCGCUCCACAUCACGUUUCGUCGACCAACUAGGCACUGGGUGUUAACAACAGUGCAAACACAUGCCUGCAAUCGAGAGGAAGAAGGUAAACGCGACUCCUCUUUUGGUUCCGAAAAGGAUUUUAGAGGAAACUUUAAUUCUUCUCCCAACACCGUCUCUAGAACGUUGGGGUCGUGUGAUUCUUCGCCUGCUGAUGCUUGUGCCCCUUGUGGUCUCGAUGAAGCGAGCACAAGGAUGGUGAAGAUGGCACAAAUUCUACCCAACUCAGCAGUUUCAGAACCCGCCCAGAAGAAUAAAGUGCCCAAGAACGGAUUCCAGCUCCCCGACUUCCCCAACGAAGUGGAAGAAAACAUGAUAUUUCGGCCCGAAGAUGAAAGUGAAAUCGAGGAAACAUUCGGCAUUUGUUUAUUGGGCUAUUUUGCUGGGAUUGGAUUUACGGGUUCAUUGGGGAUAUGGAGAAUUAGGGAUUUUAGAAUAGAAAUAGGGGAGGAGAAUGACGUGUCGCUCCACAUCACGUUUCGUCGACCAAGUAGGCACUGGGUGUUGUACAGCUCGACAUUUAACGGCCACAUAGACGUCACGUGA
Molecule: messenger RNA, 1721 nt
Organism: Erythranthe guttata (spotted monkey flower)
Lineage: Eukaryota; Viridiplantae; Streptophyta; Magnoliopsida; Lamiales; Phrymaceae
Source: RefSeq, a predicted model, not a curated record